Molecule: messenger RNA, 1014 nt
Organism: Plasmodium gonderi
Lineage: Eukaryota; Apicomplexa; Aconoidasida; Haemosporida; Plasmodiidae
Product: glyceraldehyde-3-phosphate dehydrogenase
Exons: 2
Coding region: 1-1014 (337 amino acids)
Biological process (GO): glucose metabolic process
Molecular function (GO): oxidoreductase activity, acting on the aldehyde or oxo group of donors, NAD or NADP as acceptor; NAD binding; NADP binding
Source: RefSeq, a predicted model, not a curated record
AUGGCUGUAACAAAACUUGGAAUUAAUGGAUUCGGACGUAUCGGACGUUUAGUGUUUAGAGCUGCUUACGAUAGGAAUGACAUUGAGGUAGUAGCUAUUAAUGACCCAUUUAUGGACAUUAAGCACUUAUGUUAUCUUCUGAAGUAUGAUUCGAUUCACGGUGUAUUUCCAGGAGAAGUUACACCAGGAGAAGGUAUGAUCACAGUUGGAAACAAGAAAAUUAAUGUACAUAGCGAAAAAGAUCCAUCACAAAUACCAUGGGGAAAGUAUGAUAUUGAUGUAGUAUGUGAAUCAACUGGUGUAUUUUUAACAAAGGAAUUGUCCAAUGGACAUAUUAAGGGAGGUGCAAAGAAAGUUAUCAUGUCCGCACCACCAAAGGAUGACACUCCAAUUUAUGUUAUGGGUAUUAACCAUGAGAAGUAUAACCCAAAAGAACUCAUCGUUUCGAAUGCAUCAUGUACUACCAAUUGCUUAUCCCCAAUUGCUAAGGUACUUAAUGAUAAUUUCGGUAUUGUUGAAGGUUUAAUGACAACUGUUCAUGCAUCUACCGCAAACCAAUUAGUAGUUGAUGGACCAUCCAAAGGUGGUAAGGACUGGAGAGCAGGAAGAUGUGCAUUAUCAAACAUUAUUCCAGCUUCCACUGGUGCAGCUAAAGCAGUAGGUAAAGUCUUACCAGAAUUGAAUGGAAAACUAACAGGUGUUGCCUUCAGAGUUCCUAUUGGCACCGUUUCCGUUGUUGACCUAGUAUGUAGAUUAGAAAAGCCAGCCAAAUAUGAAGAAAUUGCAGCUCAAAUGAAAAAAGCAGCAGAGGGUCCACUCAAGGGAAUAUUGGGAUACACCGAAGAUGAAGUUGUAUCUCAAGAUUUCGUCCAUGACAAGAGGUCAUCUAUUUUUGACAUGAAAGCUGGUUUAGCAUUAAAUGACAACUUUUUCAAAAUUGUUUCAUGGUAUGAUAAUGAAUGGGGAUACUCAAAUCGUGUUUUAGAUUUGGCUGUUCACAUAACAAAGCAUUAA